Molecule: messenger RNA, 1917 nt
Organism: Eimeria acervulina
Lineage: Eukaryota; Apicomplexa; Conoidasida; Eucoccidiorida; Eimeriidae
Product: surp module domain-containing protein, putative
Exons: 5
Coding region: 1-1917 (638 amino acids)
Biological process (GO): mRNA cis splicing, via spliceosome; regulation of alternative mRNA splicing, via spliceosome
Cellular component (GO): U2 snRNP; catalytic step 2 spliceosome; U2-type prespliceosome
Molecular function (GO): RNA binding
Source: RefSeq, a predicted model, not a curated record
AUGAGCGCCGCAGUGGAGCCUCCGCAGCGGCCGCCAGCGGCGCCUGGGGCCGGCGCGGCUCCCGCAGCAGUUGGCCCCUCUGACGCCGGGGGUUCUGGAGGAGGGGCCCCCCCGCCUGAUUUGAUUUUCCCGCCUGCAGACAUGAGGGGCGUGAUCGAGAAGACGGCGCAGUUUGUGGCGAAAAACGGGGCGGAGUUUGAGUCGAGGGUGUUGCGCGAGCAGAGUGCAACUAAAUUUGGUUUUUUGCUGCCUAAUAAUCCUUAUCAUGCAUUUUAUAAGCUGAAGGUGCGGGAGUUCACGACGGGGGAGGCGGCCCCAACCCCGCAGGUGCCUCAAGCCAUCCGGGACAUGCAGCAGAAGCAGCAGCAGCAAAAGCAGAAGCAGCAACAGCUGCUGAUGCUGACGCAGAUAGGGGAGAGCGAGAAGGAGGGGGCGAAGCAGAAGCUGGAGCCUCCUCCACCGAAUCAGUUCGUGCUGCAGCACCCUUGGGUAGCCCCUGUUGACUUGGACAUAAUUCGUUGUUGUGCUCAGUUUGUGGCGCGGAACGGGCAGAAGUUCUUAGCGGGUUUGGCGCAGCGAGAGCAGCAGAACCCUCAGUUUGCUUUCUUGAAACCGUCUCAUCACUUGUUUUCGUAUUUUGCUUCCCUCGUAGACGCAUAUACAAAGUGCCUUUUGCCCCAGAAAGAAACUCUGGAGGCGCUGCGGGAAACCGCAAGUGACCGGCAGGCGCUGCUGGCGCGGGUCCGGCGGCGCAUGCAGUACGAGCGGCAGCAGUUAAAGCAGCGGCAGGAGAAAGAAAGCAAAUCGCAAGAGGAGCGUCGGCUGAUGAUGUCGUUGGAUUGGGAGUCCUUCCACAUUGUUGAGACCAUCGAAUUCACGGAAGAGGACGAACGGCUGCCGCUCGCAGCCCCCAUCGACUUCACCUCCGCCCCCAAAGAGCUGCCCAAGGCGCUCCUGGCAGAUGACCAAGGUGCAGCAGACGCAGCAGCAGACGCAGCAGCGGGAGACCAGACGGAUUCCAUCGCGAAGCUCAUUGAAGGCGCAGAUGCAGACGCAGAGGACGAGGCCAUGGAGACAGAAGAUGAGGAAGAUGCCACACAGCAACAACCUGAAUCAGACAAAAUGCCCCCCGAGGCCCAGGAUGGAGCAGCUGCGGAAGCUGCUGCUGCAGCGCAACAGCAAGACGCAGCGACGCCGCCUGCGACGCUGCGCGUGGUGAAGGGCUACGUGCGUACGAAGAAGCGGCAGGCAGCCGCGGGGGCCUCCAGCGGUUUCCAGCGCUGCCCCAUUACGGGCCAGUUAAUCCCUGCAGAGCAGAUGAGCCAACACCUCCGCAUUCUGUUGCUUGACCCCAAGUGGAAGGAGCAGAAGGAUCGGUUCCUGGAGAAGGCCCAGGCGGAGUCUGCAUUUGCCCCUUUGGAAGAUGUGGAGGGGUAUUUGGCGCAGUUUGUUGCUAAGAGGCCGGAUCUGUUUGGGUCUGUAGACGAUCAUGCGCGACUUGAGGCUGAGGCAGAAGUCGAUCCUUUGCGAGCAGAGGCGACGGUUGCUGGGACGCGGGAGGGGGGAGGCGGGGGUGCGGUACCCGAGGCGAAGAGGCAACGGGUGGAGGGGACCCCUUCGCCUGCAACGGCAACUGGAGGGGGGACGCCAUCGCUCCUGCUGCUGACAGUUGUCUGUCGGGAGGGAGAGGGCCUCGAGGCCCAGGAAGCACAGGUGGAAGUCGACCGGUCAUUGACUGGCGCGCAGUUGAAGCAGUCGCUGCUGGAUGCGGGCAUCGGUGCAGAGACCCUCAGGGCACGCGAUCUGCAGCUCUCCACCAGCCUCAAUGGCCCUGCAAUGCUAGACCAUCUCACCUUGGCGGAGGCGGGGAUCCGAUCCUCGGAGGGAGUUUUGUACCUGUCUGUCGCUUCCCGCUGA